Molecule: messenger RNA, 528 nt
Organism: Penicillium alfredii
Lineage: Eukaryota; Fungi; Ascomycota; Eurotiomycetes; Eurotiales; Aspergillaceae
Product: YbhB/YbcL family Raf kinase inhibitor-like protein
Exons: 2
Coding region: 1-528 (175 amino acids)
Biological process (GO): regulation of proteolysis; regulation of Ras protein signal transduction
Molecular function (GO): peptidase inhibitor activity; phospholipid binding
Source: RefSeq, a predicted model, not a curated record
AUGCCUUCCGAUACUAGCGUCCAGGCAGCCCUUUCUCUCAUUGAGAAUGACAAGUCCAAGGUCUUGGGCCUGACCGUGGGGACCCACCAGAACGUCGAGCCAGGACAGUACAUCGCUCGCAGUGACGCUCAGUCACCUCCAGAGCUCACCCUCCCAGGCGCAUCGACCUCAACCACCUAUCUGAUCGUCGCCCUGGACGUCGACGCUCCAUUCCCAUCCUUUACAGCGCUGGGACCCAUUCUGCACUGGAUCCAGCCGGGUGUCAAAGCCACGGAGGCGGGUGUGCUCAACCCCACCGCGCCCUUUGUCGCGAAUUAUAUCGGACCCGCCCCGCCGCCCGGUAGCUCGCCCCACCGGUACAUGUUCUUCGUGUAUGAGGAGCCCGAGGGCUUUGAUCUCGCCAAAUAUGCUCCGCCUAAUGGCCAGAAGUUGAGCAACUGGAACCGCAUGCGCUAUGACCUUGAUGCCUGGGCUAAGGAGAUUAAUCUUGGUCCUGUGGUGGCUUUCAACUACUUCACUAGUAACUAA